Acipenser ruthenus (sterlet) is the source of this 2371-nucleotide messenger RNA. RefSeq names its product forkhead box protein E1-like. Gene Ontology annotation, biological process: regulation of transcription by RNA polymerase II; cell differentiation; anatomical structure morphogenesis. Gene Ontology annotation, molecular function: DNA-binding transcription factor activity, RNA polymerase II-specific; RNA polymerase II cis-regulatory region sequence-specific DNA binding. NCBI's taxonomy places the organism in Eukaryota, Metazoa, Chordata, Actinopteri, Acipenseriformes, Acipenseridae. The record is from RefSeq and is a predicted model, not a curated record. The transcript has a single exon. The coding region runs from base 425 to 1585 and encodes 386 amino acids.
UUCAAUGGGCUAAAUAUAAAGCUAGGACGUGUACAGUGCACACAUCCACUUACACAGAUCCUUGACUUCUGCACAGGCUGCUUUGCAUGCGCUGGAUUGUCUUCAGAGUAACACCGAGCAAGUUUAUUUAUAUUUGGAGAAUUUUUCUACUUGCUGCGCGGAUUCCUAAAAGCUGUCUUGUGAGGUAACUCACUGUCUUGUUUCAUCUAAGUUAGAUAUUUAGCAACUGAGGCAAAACCUAUAUUUAAGAGCAACAAGACUGUUGGAGAGUGACACUUUUUUAAAAAAUUGUUUUUAUUAAUGUUCAUAUAAGCUUCUGUUGACUUUGACAGUUCUCGAUACGGUCGCAUUUUCAGUAUAAACUGGGAAACUGAACCCCGUGUGCUUGUGUGCACCCUGUGUAUGAAUUAAUCAUCGCUGACAAAUGACUGCAGAAAGGCAACAGUCUCCUUCUAAGGCACCGUCCGUGGGAUCCCGAUAUCACCAGACCAUUGCUAAUAGCAACGAUAGCAUGCCUGUUGUAAAAGUGGAGAAAGACACCUUGUCCGAUGUUUCCAUUUCAACGCCACAAACUGACACCGAAGAUCCUCCAAAGGGCCGAAGAAGAAAAAGACCACUCCAGAGGGGCAAACCGCCAUACAGCUACAUUGCCCUCAUUUCCAUGGCGAUUGCCAACUCCCAAGAAAGGAAACUAACUUUGGGGGGCAUCUACAGGUUUAUCACGGAAAGGUUUCCCUUUUACAGGGAUAACUCCAAGAAGUGGCAGAAUUCAAUUCGACACAACCUCACCCUAAACGACUGCUUCAUUAAGAUACCGCGGGAACCCGGGCGCCCUGGGAAGGGCAACUACUGGGCCCUAGACCCCAAUGCUGAAGAUAUGUUCGACAGCGGCAGCUUCCUGAGACGAAGGAAGAGGUUUAAACGCUGUAACUUUACGACCUAUCCAGCCUACGUUCACGAAUCGCCUGUCUUUGCGCCCAUGCAAAUGUCCAGAUCCGGCUAUGCCAAUUCAAUGUACCCGAACGUGACUGUGAAUCCCUCUUACAGCCAACAGAUUGCACCUCACUCAUCGGUUUACUACCCGACGUCUUCCCCUAACUUCAGCUCCAGCCAGGCUAGAGUGUUUAGCAUCAAUACCAUCAUUGGACAUCACGGCGGUCUAACCUCUGGGGCAGAUUUAAUCCAACAACCCAACAGGAGCUUCAGUCCCGACCUGGCAUCAGCUGGCAGCUCGUGUAACCUUGGAGGAGUCGGCUACCAAGCCCAGUCUUGUGGGGGGUCCGUGCUUUCUAGGUCGUCCAACCCAAUGUCCUACUCGUACUCUGUGGCAAAUGGACACCUGCCUAUGAACCAACCCUCAUACUCCCAGGGGAACAGUCAGAUUUAUGGAACUUCCUGCCGUCUGGGAAUACCCAAUUCACCUUCAAUGACAAAUGACAACAUGGACCUCUAUGGAAGGCUGUCCCCUGGUCAGUACACAACCAUAGCACAAUAUAAUAGUAGCAGCCAAAUCCCAAGCACAAAUGCGUAUCUUAGGCAUGCAACGUACUCCGGCAAUAUGGAAAGGUUUGUGUCUGCAAUUUAAGACGUUUUUUUUAGACUAUGUAAUUAUUUAAAAUUUGGAGUGUUGAUUUUAUUUUGUCCGAUUUUUUUCCAGAUGGCUUGGUUAGACUUCCUACCAAAAGUGAUUAACUUAAAAAUGUCUUACAUUACAUUUUCAAUUGAGCGCUUUAAUAAUUUAGUUAUACAGCAUGUUCUGAAUUAUAAUUAUUAUUUAUUUCUUAGCAGACGCCCAUAUCCAGUGCCACUUACAACUGUUACACGAUAUCACAUUAUUUUUUACAUACAAUUACAAAUUUAUAGAGUUGGGUUUUUACUGGAGCAAUUUAGGUAAAGUACCUUGCUGAAGGGUACAGCAGCAGUGUCCCCCACCAGGGAUUGAACCCACGACCCUCCGGUCAAGAGUCCAGAGCCACUAUUCCACAAUUAAUUGAGAUAGGGUUCCUUCGUUCGUUCUAGCACAAUCAGGAAAAACAAUCUAAUCAUUAUAUGGGUUUCAAAUAAUUAAUAUUUGGAAUCCCUACAGCAUAUUGAACACCCAGUGGUUAUAUUUGGAAUAUUUUAAAGAAUGUCUCUUUGGACCCAAACAAAAUAAGAUACUCUUGCAGUAACUAGAACCCCUACACAUAUGAAACACUGACAUAUUUAAAGUAUUUAGAAAAUCAUACCGCCAACAUUGACAUAUAUAAAAUAUAUGAAAUCUCCAUUAUUUCCAUAAAAAAAAAAAAGUUCCGUUUGGGUAUAUUUUUGAGUGCAUUGUUUGUUUUUAAAGUAGACAUCUUUCAAUGUAAUUUUAUAAUGUUAAUUAACA